Drosophila erecta is the source of this 1379-nucleotide messenger RNA. It is a transcript of the gene Or47a, whose product is annotated as odorant receptor 47a. The record is from RefSeq and is a predicted model, not a curated record. Bases 16 to 1173 code for a protein of 385 amino acids. Gene Ontology annotation, cellular component: plasma membrane. Gene Ontology annotation, biological process: sensory perception of smell; detection of chemical stimulus involved in sensory perception of smell. The transcript is spliced from 4 exons. NCBI's taxonomy places the organism in Eukaryota, Metazoa, Arthropoda, Insecta, Diptera, Drosophilidae. Gene Ontology annotation, molecular function: olfactory receptor activity; odorant binding.
UUGACCACUGCCGACAUGGACAGUUUCCUGCAAGUGCAAAAGAGCACCAUCGCCCUGCUGGGAUUCGAUCUCUUCAGCGAUGACCGAGAGAUGUGGAAGCGCCCCUACAGAGCCAUCAACGUGUUUGGCAUAGCUGCCAUUUUCCCCUUUAUCCUGGCAGCCGUGCUCCACAACUGGAUGAACAUAAUGCAGCUGGCCGAUGCCAUGGUGGCACUACUGAUCACCAUACUGGGCCUAUUCAAGUUCAGCAUGAUACUGCACCUGCGUCGCGAUUUCAAGCGCCUGAUUGACAAAUUUCGCCUCCUCAUGUCGAAUGAGGCGGACCAGGGCAAGGAGUACGCAGAGAUCCUGGACGCGGCCAACGGGCAGGAUCAACGCAUGUGCACUCUGUUUAGGACCUGUUUCCUCCUCGCCUGGGCCCUGAAUAGUGUGCUGCCCUUCGUGAGAAUGGGUUUCAGCUACUGGCAGACAGGUCAUGUCGAGCCGGAGUUGCCUUUUCCCUGCCUUUUUCCCUGGGACAUUCACAUCAUCCGCAAUUAUGCGUUGAGCUUUGUCUGGAGCGCCUUCGCCUCGACAGGUGUGGUCUUACCUGCCGUCAGCUUGGACACCAUAUUCUGCUCGUUCACCAGCAACCUGUGCGCCUUCUUCAAGAUCGCCCAGUACAAGGUGGUGCGAUUUAGGGGCAGAUCUCUCAAGGAGUCGCAGGCCACAUUGAACCAAGUGUUUGCCCUGUACCAGACCAGCCUGGAGAUGUGCAACGAUCUGAAUCAGUGCUACCAGCCGAUCAUCUGCGCCCAGUUCUUCAUCUCAUCCCUGCAGCUCUGCAUGCUGGGCUACCUGUUCUCCAUUACUUUUGCCCAAACAGAGGGCGUCUACUAUGCCUCAUUCAUAGCCACCAUCAUCAUACAGGCCUAUAUCUACUGCUACUGCGGCGAGAAUCUGAAGACGGAGAGUGCCCUUUUCGAGUGGGCCAUCUACGACAGUCCCUGGCACGAGAGCUUGGGUGCUGGUGGCGCCUCCACCUCGAUCUGCCGCUCUUUGCUGAUCAGCAUGAUGCGGGCCCAUCGAGGGUUUCGCAUCACCGGUUACUUCUUCGAGGCCAACAUGGAGGCCUUCUCAUCGAUUGUGCGCACGGCGAUGUCCUACAUAACAAUGCUGAGAUCCUUCUCCUAAAUGGCUCAACAAGGCUUUGGAUUGAUUUUUGUGCAAUUUUUGUUUUAUUGCUGAGCUGCGUUGCCGUACGACACUUAACAAUCGAUCUUACGUCAUUUACAAGGGUUGAUCUCACACAAAGUUCGUUAAGCACUAAGUAGAAUGUAGAAUGUAGAUUGUAGAGUGUAGAAUGUGAGUUGGCUGUAGAAAUGCACAGAUGACGCACG